AUGGGGAGAAAAACUUACAUUAGGCGCCACGAGCUCUUCCCCAGGCGAGAUGGGGUCGACAAGCGCCACCAGCGCUGGGAGUGGGGACUCCUUGGGCUGCAGCUGCACAGGCGAGGUGGCGGCGGCGCGGUGAUCCGCCAUUCCAACCAGCCCUUUCCUCUUCAGCUGUGGUGUGAGAGGGUGAAUCCGGAAAACAAGGCAGCUUUGGAGGCAUGGGUCAGGGAGACGGGCAUCCGCCUGGUGCAGGUGAACGGGCAGAGGAAGUAUGGCGGGCCACCCCCAGGCUGGGUGGGCAGCCCGCCGCCGGCCGGCUCAGAGGUGUUUAUUGGGCGGCUGCCCCAAGACGUGUACGAGCACCAGCUGAUCCCACUGUUCCAGCGCGUGGGCCGGCUCUACGAGUUCCGCCUGAUGAUGACCUUCAGCGGCUUAAACCGUGGCUUCGCCUACGCCCGCUACAGUUCGCGGCGCGGCGCCCAGGCCGCCAUCGCCACGCUGCACAACCACCCGCUGCGGCCCUCCUGCCCGCUGCUCGUGUGCCGCAGUACUGAGAAGUGCGAGCUGAGUGUGGACGGGCUGCCUCCGGGGCUGAGUCGCCGCGCGUUGCUGCUCGCGCUGCAGCCCCUGGGUCCCGGCCUGCAGGAGGCGCUGCUGAUGCCCAGCCCUGGGCCCGCGCCCGCGCAAAUUGCGCUGCUGAAGUUCAACUCGCACCGCGCCGCCGCCAUGGCCAAAAAAGCCCUAGUGGAAGGGCAAUCACGCCUCUGUGGAGAGCAGGUGGCCGUGGAGUGGCUCAAGCCAGAUCUGAAGCAGCGACUCCGCCAGCAGCUGGUGGGCCCCUCCCUGCAGUGCCUACAGCCAGAGGGCAGUCGGUUGGCCCUGGCCAGGGACAAGCUAGAGUCCCAAGGGGCUCGGGGUGCCCUGCAGCUGUUGUGCCAGCGGAUGAAGCUGGGCAGCCCUGUGUUCCUCACCAAGUGUUUGGGCAUGGGCCCUGCUGGCUGGCACCGCUUCUGGUACCAGGUGGUGAUCCCUGGGCAUCCAGUGCCCUUCAGUGGCCUCAUCUGGGUUGUGCUGGCCCCAGAUGUGCAGAAUGGGCAUGAGAUGGCUAAGGAUGCUGUGUCUGCAAGGUUGCUAGAGGCACUGAGUGCCUCUAGAGCCAGUCUUAUACCGACUGGUGGGGCUAAGGCAGGUACCGUGGUUAAGCAGUGACCAUGUCCUCUUCACAGGCAGCCCAAACGAGUUGACAGAGCCUGUGUCAGUCCCCAGCCCAGCAGGCCUGGGCAGCCACCAUCGGAUUUCAAAGGGGGAGGAACAUGGGCUCUGCCCUACCUCUGACACAGCCUCCCCUUUGGGGCAGGGCCCCAGUACACCUGGGACAGCUCUGGUUUGGCUAAGUUGUGGUGAGGGACCUUGCCAUGCCCCUCCCAGCCCAGGGACUAACCUUGGCCCUUUGGUAUUCCUUGGCCGUUCUGUGUGAUACAUACACAAACCUUCCUCCUCCUCCCACAGCUUAAUAUGAAUCUCACUUCUUAUUUUGUUGAUUUGUCAUUUUUGUUGAUUUUAUUUGGGGGCUGGCUGAGCCAAAGGUUCAGAAAUCUGCUUUCUGUCCCCAGUACUUUACAUUCUGGUGUGUGAUGUUGGGUUUUUCUAUGCUGGUUGUAUUUAUAUUAAACCCCUGGUUGGUGUA
This is a messenger RNA of Leopardus geoffroyi (Geoffroy's cat), 1681 nucleotides long. It is a transcript of the gene DND1, whose product is annotated as DND microRNA-mediated repression inhibitor 1. The record is from RefSeq and is a predicted model, not a curated record. Gene Ontology annotation, cellular component: nucleus; cytoplasm. Lineage: Eukaryota; Metazoa; Chordata; Mammalia; Carnivora; Felidae. The transcript has 4 exons. Bases 1 to 1203 code for a protein of 400 amino acids. Gene Ontology annotation, molecular function: mRNA binding. Gene Ontology annotation, biological process: mRNA stabilization; germ cell development; negative regulation of miRNA-mediated gene silencing.